Messenger RNA from Entrophospora candida, 218 nucleotides. The record is from the annotation of a GenBank genome assembly. NCBI's taxonomy places the organism in Eukaryota, Fungi, Glomeromycota, Glomeromycetes, Entrophosporales, Entrophosporaceae.
GUUGCAAGUUCAAAUAUCAAUGAAUGUGAGUCAUCAAUAAGAAAAUUAAGGAAAAAAUAUGGCAACUCAGAAGAUAUUAUAUUAGAUGUUCUUUAUUCAGUUAUCAAAAAUUUAGAAAAUAAGACAAAGAGUAGAAAAGAAGAUACAUUUGUGCAUAACAAUAUAGAACCAAUGUUAAACUAUUUUUUUCAGAAUGGCAAAUUAUAUAGAUGUGAAUG